CUACUCCUCCAGCGAUUAUACCACCCGCUUUCUACAAUUCACGUCUCCCUUGCACUCAGCCAAAAUUGAUUGAUCGUCACUUCUCGCCAUGACAGAGGAGAGCGCCGGACCAGAGCUUCAGCCCGCCUCUACCUCCGCCUCCACCCCGGUCCCCGCGCCUGAGACUAGGACUGGAACUGAGACUGAAACCCAGCAGGGCGGUAGUCUCAUCCAGCAACUCUCAGAACAGGCCAACCAACCCACCGAGCAGCCGGAACAACCGCCACAACCUUCUCAAACCCCCGAGCUUCCUGAGACACCACAACCGUCGAAGGCAACGCCAGAAGAUUCUAAACAAAAUGAAGGCAGUAACCCUGAGAACCGGGUAACCGAUGAACAAUGGAGAGCUAUGUUCGAUAUUGUCCUAGCGAUCUAUGACUAUCGCGAACCGGAUGGAUACGACCCCUCGCGCCUUUUCCAUCGCAGCGUCAACAAACGUAAUGUCCCGGACUACUACGAUGUCAUCAAAGAACCUAUGGCACUGAGCGUACUAAAGCAAAAAAUCAAGAAUAAAUCCUACACUGAUUUUGCCGAGUUUGUAAGAGAUUGUGCAUUGAUUCCCCACAACGCGCAGACAUAUAAUCGCCCUAAAUCCCAAGCAUACGAAGAUGCGCUAGUCAUCAAGGAUGUGUUUAUUUCUGAGUUCGGCAAACUCGUCGAGCAAGGGAUAAUUUCUUCAGAGACAGCCGAAUUUCCAGACCUGGGAGAAAUCCCCGACGCAGACCCUCUUCCAGUCGAGGAAGAUGAGGAGGAAGAAGAGGAUGAGGACGAGGAAGAUGAUGAGGCUGAGGAUUCAGAUGAUGAAGCCGGCCGCCGCAGACGGAAACGACCAACACGUGGAUCCUCCAAACGAGAAAGUGGUGCUAAAGAUGACCCAAACAAAAUUAACGACCCCGAGCUACGAAAAAAGCGUGGUCGCCCGCCUCGCGUUGAUACGCCGAUGGAAGCGCGAAUCAAGGCUGUUUUGAAGGGGAUACGCAAGUUCAAGGAUUCCUCGGGCCAGCUAAAGGUUCGCCAUUUCGAGCGGUUACCUGACAAGGCUGCCUAUCCUGAUUAUUUCUCGGAGAUCAAGGACCCCAUGGCGAUCGAUCUCAUUAAAAGGAAAUCUAAGAGGAAGAAGUACAAUUCGGUUGACCACUUUAUGAAGGAUAUGGACCUCAUGUUUAACAACGCCAAGGCGUAUAACCAGGUGGAUAGCCAAAUAUACAGGGAUGCUGCUGCUUUGCAGUCGGAGGCACGUAAGUUAGCUGACCAGGAGAAGAAAAAGCCGGACAGCGAGUAUCUGAUGGAGGAUGGACGACUGCCUUUGCCUAAUGGUAUCUUACAUAAGGGCGAACUUUGGAAGGUUGGGGACUGGGUCCAUAUUCAAAACCCGAACGAUGUAACAAAGCCGAUAGUUGCCCAGAUUUACCGAACGUGGCAAGAUGCGGAGGGUCAGAAAUGGGUUAAUGCCUGCUGGUACUACCGUCCUGAACAGACAGUUCACCAGUAUGAGAAGCACUUUUACCCUAACGAAGUCGUGAAAACUGGCCAAUACCGAGAUCACCGAAUCGGGGAAGUUGUUGAUCGAUGUUUCGUCAUGUUCUUCACCCGUUACAACCGUGGGAGGCCACGAGGGCUGGCGCCAGACAAACAAGUUUAUGUUUGUGAAGCACGAUACAAUGAGGAGAAACAUAAACUCAACAAGAUCAAGACCUGGGCUAGUUGUCUGCCAGACGAAGUUAGAGAAAAGGAUUACGAGAUGGAUCUUUUCGACGCGCCUCGGAAGAUCAAAAAGAUACCUAGCCCGAUAAAGCACUUGCUCAAGGAGGAUGCGAAGGAAACAGAUGAUGUACCUAAACCGACUUGGGGUGCAGAGAAUGCGCCACCGAUUGUGGGUGCAGUACACCGCCGACCAAGAGAGGAGAACGAAUCCCCACCUCCAGAGCCCACCCCAUCACCGCCUCCACAACUUCCUGCGCCCCCGGUCGCACCCGUCGCACCCCAGCGUCAAAUAUCUAUAAAUCGUGCUCCGACCCGCCAGAGUAUGGACAGCACAGGCGAUUACCGCAUGAGCGCCAGUCCCUUACCCUCCCUACCCUCUCGCUCACCCGGCCAACCAACUCCCCAUGCCCCGCCAGCCGCCCUGAGUCCCCAACCGCCCAUCACACUAACGCGCAUGCAACAACCAUUCCCCCCUCAAUCUGCAGCCCCAACAGCUGCCGCCCCGGUCUACCCGGCAGGCAACCUUAAUCACCGCCCAGGACCCCCGUUUGCAACCCAGGCCCCACAAUCCACCCCAAUCUACCAACAACCCCUGCCACCACAACCCUACUCAGCCCCGCACAACUUCCCUUCAUACCAAGCCAGCCGCUAUCAUCCCCAUCCCCAGCCCAUCCCUCAACCCCACUUCCAGCAACAAUCACAACUACUACCCCAGCCGCAAUCUCAGCCGCAUCCCGUCAUCCCAGCCAACGUUUACAACCCCAAACGCACCCCGACCAGUUGAAACGUUCAUAUUAAGCGAUAAUGCCAACGCGGCUAUCCCGGAAGAAAUCCGACGACAAUUUCACUGCGAUGAGAAAGGGCGCGUACUAUUUUUCACGACCCCACCGCUAGACGUCGUCCCGCCAGCGGAGCAGACGGGGUUAGGACAUUCACUGCGCUAUCUGGCAGCGAAGAAGGAGAGGGCGAAGCUCAUUGAGAAGAGGAGGGCGGAGAGGGAGAAAAUGGAGCAGGAGAGAGAAGCAAAGCGGUUGAAGAUGACCACCUCCACAACCACUACCGGUACCGACGCAUGUAGUACUGAUAAUAACGAAAGCCUCGCGACAGCCGAUUGGAAAACGCUCUCCGAGCUCGCGCUAAUGGCAACUGUUGCGCAAAUGAAGCAGGCUGAUCGGGAUUGGUAUCGAAUGCGUUACGGAGAGGAGGAUGUUGUGAAGAUUAAAGAGGCAGAUGAUGAGAGGUAUAUGAGCAUCUUGAAGGAGAAAGCGAAGGCGGAUGCGGCGACGGGGAAGUUAGAUAUUGAGGAGCCUGUAAGCGUAGUGCCCAUAGUUAGUCUUAGGGCUGGAGGGGGUGGUUUAGACGUGUGAUUUAUGAUGUCAGCUCUCUCUUUGAAAGGGAAGGGCUCGUAUGUGUACGAUGUCAUAUGGUUCUUGUCUUAGUGAUUUCGCACCCCGGUUGUUUUAUCUUUCUAACUAUAUUUCUUCUAUUUGUAUCUUUUUAUUAUUUGAAUUUUCUAAACUUCCGGCUAUUUGGCUUUUAGCUGGGCUUCGGCUUUGGAGCGGGGGGCUUAUUUUCUUAUUCUUGUAUAAUAUAUCUAGGUAGAUAAGGAAAUAGAAAUGGAAACCAAGAUUGAAAGUUAACGAAUAGGAAUUUAGCUUCUAGGGUUAAGUUGAAGCAUAGUGUAACCUGUA
Molecule: messenger RNA, 3434 nt
Organism: Blastomyces dermatitidis ER-3
Lineage: Eukaryota; Fungi; Ascomycota; Eurotiomycetes; Onygenales; Ajellomycetaceae
Product: RSC complex subunit RSC1
Exons: 5
Coding region: 89-2527 (812 amino acids)
Biological process (GO): chromatin remodeling
Cellular component (GO): RSC-type complex
Molecular function (GO): chromatin binding; protein binding
Source: RefSeq, a predicted model, not a curated record